GCAAAUACAUAUCCUGCAUGUUGUGCGGAAAACCGUGUAACUACAUUAUAUUUUUAUUAAAAUGAAUAUAAUCAUAGUGUAUUUUACAUUAUUUGUUAUAUCAAGUGUAGUGAAUAGUGAAAAAUGUGAUGGCAUAUAUCUUAAUAAUAAAUUUCAUAGAAAAGAAGUUUUAUCAAAAAACAUCGAUCGGCCAUACCAACUAUCAUACGACAAACACAGGCACAGAGUCUAUUUCAGUUAUAACAUAGGAAAAGAAGAAGAAGAUCGUUUUAAUAUCGCAUAUAUAGAAAAAGGAAACACGGAACACAAAGUAAAAGACAAUAUUGAAAAUGGUUUCGCCAUUGCAAUCGAUAAUAUAAACGAUAAAAUAUACUUCGGAGGCAGUCUCGGUAUUUACGAAGAAUUGAUUAAAAAAGAAAAUGAAACUAAGAAGAUAAUUGAAGGUUUUAAUGUCUGGGAUAUGUUCAUUAAAGAAAAACUGCAUUUUAUAAAUUAUCCACAGCAGAGAUUAUACAAAUGUGAACACGAGGAAUCAGGAGUGAAAGCGGUGCGUCAGAAACAUAUUCACGAGAAAAUAUAUCAAUACGCUAUAGAUGGCCAUGGGAAUAGUUACAUCACAAAUCGUACUGGUCUUUAUAUGAUAAAAAAUGGUACAAGUGAUCGUAUUUUUAUAAAAGGUAUCAAUAACUUUAGAUGUAUUGAAGUUGAUAAUGACGGUGUGGUACACUUUUGCGGUCAACACGGCAUUUACGUCAUCAACAAAGAAGAUUACACAUUGGAAAAGAUUGCAGAAAUAAGAAAUAUAUUUGGACUUACCUUUGAUCAUGAUAAUAAUUUUAUUUAUUCUAAUCCCCAUGAAAUUGUUAAAUUAUUGGCUGGGGACUGUAAAUAAGAACUACUUUUUAAUUAACAACAUACUAUU
This is a messenger RNA of Papilio machaon (common yellow swallowtail), 922 nucleotides long. Its product is annotated as ommochrome-binding protein. Lineage: Eukaryota; Metazoa; Arthropoda; Insecta; Lepidoptera; Papilionidae. The record is from RefSeq and is a predicted model, not a curated record. Bases 62 to 892 code for a protein of 276 amino acids. The transcript has a single exon.